Zootermopsis nevadensis is the source of this 2883-nucleotide messenger RNA. RefSeq names its product facilitated trehalose transporter Tret1. NCBI's taxonomy places the organism in Eukaryota, Metazoa, Arthropoda, Insecta, Blattodea, Termopsidae. Gene Ontology annotation, molecular function: transmembrane transporter activity. The record is from RefSeq and is a predicted model, not a curated record. Gene Ontology annotation, cellular component: membrane. Gene Ontology annotation, biological process: transmembrane transport.
GUUUAAUUUAAGGUGCUAUCCUGGAAUUUAACUGGACGGACUGCAGAAAUAAAUAAAGAUCCUAAAUCUCAAUCGGUCUUCAGGCCCAUAUUUGAACCCAGAACCAACAGUUUACAAAUAAGGAAUACCAACGACUCAAACGUCAAGUUUAGUAUAUCUAAUGUGAUAGGCCUGUAUCUUUGACAGUUCGUGAGACCUUCAUUUCCGUUAUCGUUUUCCAGUUUUUAAUCUAAGUUACACGUUCAAACAGAAGUUUAGAAACUUCAGUAGCUUUAUAAAAUUUCAACUCCCUUUCUUUCCAUUACAACCAUUUCAAGCGUAUUGGUAAUUGUCUGUACCACCUACCUUAACAAUCUAAAAGUCUGAUUUUAUUUAAAGUGUUUUGUGUGUUUCUCAGUUUAACAAUUAUUAUCCUAAAUACCAUUAAAAAAUUGAUCUUUGUAAUGGUGAAAAAUUGUGAUUUCUUUGAGAAAGAUUUGGAAGCCGCUGAAUAUUCAAAGAGACCAAAGUUUCUAUUCAAUGAAUAAUGAAGAUUGUGAGAUUAAUAAGAGGCAGGUUCAUACAAAUAGCAGCUACUCUUGCAGCCUCAAUGACCUUCACCAUGGCCGGUCUUGGAGUAGCAUGGACAGCCCCAAUCAUCCCUAAACUGUUGGCUGCAGACUCACCCAUCCCCAUGACAGCAGACGAAAGUUCCUGGAUGGUAGCAAUGCUGUCGGUGGGCUGCGUCAUCUGGGUGAUUCCCCUCGCAUAUUUCACUAACGUAUUGGGACGAAAGACCAUCCUUCUUUUCACUGCAGUUCCCUGCAUUAUCGCCUGGCUUACAAUCAUUUUCACUGUCUCAGUUGAAGCUCUGUACGUCGCUCGUUUUCUGUUUGGUGUGGAGGUUAUAACCGCCUUUGUCAUAACGCCGAUUUAUUUGACUGAGAUUUCUGAAGUCAAAAUUCGUGGGGUCCUAAGUUCUGUCAUACAGCUGUCUUAUAAUAUCGGUGCCCUGUUUGAGUACUGUAUGGGACCUUACGUGUCUUACAAAAUUCUUGGAAUUUCAUCUGCAGUAUUUCCAAUCGCCUUCUUUCUGUUCAUGGUGUGGAUGCCAGAAUCACCGUAUUUUCUUCUUAUGAAGAGCAGAGACGGCGACGCUGAACGAUCUUUAAUGGCACUACGUGGUAAAACAGAAAGCCAACACAUCCAGGAAGAAUUGACAGCAAUGAGAAAUGUGGUAGAUUCCCUGAAGAUGAGAGGGAUUCCUAUAAGGGAUCUUUUUUCAAAAAGGGCAAACCGUAGAGCCCUUAUUUUGAUACUAAGUCUUGUUAUGCUACAACAAUUUUGCGGUCAGCUAGCGAUUGUAUCUUACACAACACAAAUAAUGAAAAGAUCUGGAAGUUCACUGGAUGCAGAUGUAUCGGUUAUAAUAUCAGGUGGAAUCCAAACCAUUGCUAGCGUUGCAAUGUCUUCUCUGGUAGACCGCGUCGGUCGUAAACCUCUUCUUCUUUCGUCUACCAUCGGAGUAGGCGUGGCAACAUUAGGGCUUGCUGUUUACUUCUGCUUGGAUGAAAGAACAGACAUCGAUCUAUCGCCAGUCGAUUGGAUUCCGAUUACGUGUCUCGUGUUAUAUGUCUCGCUGUUUUCACUUGCGCUUGGUGUUCUACCUUUCAUAGUGAUGGGCGAAAUAUUUUUGCCAAAUGUUAAGGGCUUAGCAGCUUCAGUGGCAUUGAUGGUUCACGCUAUUGGUGGAACAAUAGUCACAAAAAUCUUUCAAAUUAUGACCGAUGACAUUGGAGCAGAUUCUCCAUUUUGGCUCUUCUCUGCGUAUUGUUUCACUAGCGCAUUGUUCAUCGUAUGGUAUUUACCGGAGACGAAGGGUAAAACUUUCGCUGAAAUACACCAAGAAUUUAAUAAAAAUUCAUAUCCUUGAAAAGUUAAUAACUUAUCCAAGGAUUUGGGACAAAUUAUAAAAAAAAUAAAUGUAUCGUGAAUUAAGAUACUGAUGUACAGGAUGUUGUAAAAUAAUGCAUAAACCCUUGAAUGUUGAAUCGUUUCCGUAACCACGGGCAUAUCAGGGUCGUGAACCGUGUAACACCACGGUACAGAGAAAUUUAUUUAUCUGUCCGUUUGACGUGCGGAAACUAAUUUUGGAGCUAAGAAAUUGUACUUCAUAUGCCAGAAAUUACAAGCAGGGCGACGGUUCGAUGCGUGUUUACGCUAAACGUACACGGCAGAAUCAGUAGUAGGCGAAGUUAUGUCUAGAAAUUGGACUAUUAAAUUGUAUAAUUAUUACAUUAUGGUUUCUGCUAGCCUAAACAUCUCAUGAAAUAUGGCGUCUAAAGUUUUUGUAAGUACUUAUUUUAAUCUAACUGAUAUCAAACACUCGAAGGGAAAGGUGGAAAUUCAGCCCGUAAACUGUAUUUUAAAAACUAAUGAUUACAUCUGGUGUGAAGGAAUUUCUGGUGUACAGACUCAGUUUAUGUUAGAUCUGAUUUAUUCUUAUUUUCAGUUCAUGUAACUUAUGUUUCAUAUAACAAGGAUAGAUUGAAGUAAUUGUAAAUAAAGAAUGUUAUAAUUCGACAUAUUUCAUAUUAGUAUAAUCGUUUAUGAGUUAGCUUCGUAUUCCAAUUUUAGUUCUGUACUUCACAGGCACGAAAGAAAAAGAGUGAUAUGAACAAAAGAAUUACGAUAGCAUGGAGAAUAAAUUGUUAUAGUUCAGUUAACAACCAGAACUGCCAUAUUGCGCAUGGAAAUAUUUUGCGUAAUUAUUUAUCUCAAUAGAUAUUAUUAGCUGACUUCUGAGAUAACUGAUUGUUGUUUUGUGUAAGAAGUUUUAACAUAAAGAUGUAUCCAGCAUUGCUGAAAGUUAAGUAACAAUACAUAAAGUUACUAACAACUUAA